Schistosoma haematobium is the source of this 21592-nucleotide messenger RNA. It is a transcript of the gene ARFGAP3, whose product is annotated as ADP-ribosylation factor GTPase-activating protein 3. Gene Ontology annotation, biological process: COPI coating of Golgi vesicle. Bases 3304 to 4005 code for a protein of 233 amino acids. Gene Ontology annotation, molecular function: GTPase activator activity. The transcript has 10 exons. The record is from RefSeq and is a predicted model, not a curated record. NCBI's taxonomy places the organism in Eukaryota, Metazoa, Platyhelminthes, Trematoda, Strigeidida, Schistosomatidae.
CUGCUAAAUACAUUUUUCAUAUUUGAUAGAAAUGAAUCUGGAACAGUCAGUUGGGCCUACCGUUGAUAAUCUAUUCAAUUCUCCUGUAUCUGAACCUGGUCCUACAAAAAUACCUUCUGUAAUUGGAACUAGAAAACCGAAUACUACACGGGUAAUUUCACCAUAAUACAUGAAUAUGAAUAACUUGUCUUAUUGUAAAUGCAGGCUAGUAAAAAUUGUAUUUUAAAACAAAAGUAUGCGAUAUCAAUCAGUUUAUUUACCUGAAUCUCCCGGUUGCUGAUUGAAUGAAAUUAAAAAUCGGUCUGUAACAAAAAUAAAUCUGCCAUAUAUUACUUCUAUAUUCAGUCCUCUUGUUCUCACGAGUUUUACUAGCAGCUUAUUGUCAUCCACUUUAUUUAAUCACGUAACAUUAACUUUUUUAUUGUACGCCUUGAUUACCAAGGUGUUUGGUGUACAACUCAAUAAAUGGAUGGUAAUAAAGAUAAAUCGUAUUGAAUUCUACUACUAGCCAAAACUAAAUAGUGUAUUAUCAAGAAUCCAGUCUCACUAUUUGCCUACCAAAUUUUCUUUCUCCACAGUUCAAAAGAGCUAGAAUUUCUGUAACAUUUAUUUAUCCUCUCAUGUCCUCAAUAUAACAAACAUUUAUGCAUCAAUUUUUAAAUUUAUAAGUUCCGUCUCAUUAUACUGUUUGUAUAACAUUUUGCAGUCAUGUCUAUAUUACUCCGAAACAGUAACGUUGAUUCUUUAAAGUUGGUCCUUUGACAUUUAUCAGAUUCAUACUUGGGUAUUAUUUAUUUAAAGUGCACUCAGAAGACAGUACUUAAAUCUACAAACUUAGUUUAUUCUAAUAACUUGGAUAUAUUAUUAACUACUUGUUCCGUUGUCGGCUUGAUUCAGGAUGGUACUCGUCACAGAUUGACCUCAAUUAGGGUACCGCGAAACCAUAAGAUUUUGUAUUUGACCCCGAGUGGGAUCGUAAGUGAACACUGACGGGGUUCCAUACUUCAACAGACGAACCCCUGAUUUCUAAUAGUGCUUCAACUGAGGUUAAUCUAUAACGAUUAAUACCUUCAGACUAAACUGAUUUCCACAAGACCCACUUAAAAUAAUGGAUUUCCCAACACCCUCUUGCUUGAACUAGUCAUAUCUGGACUUUUGUAGGCUGGACCUUAGUCGUUUUACCCUACAUCUUUCCCUAUCGUUUCACUUCCGUUCUAUCCAUUCAUUUUAAUAAUUCUUCGAGUUGCCUAGUUAAAUCCUAGCCCAUAACAUUUGGUGCACCCUCCACAAAUUUUAAACAUUUCCCAGAUAUGGACUAGUGGUUGAAUAUGUUUACCAACUGCUAACCUUAAUCCAUCUGUUUCAAGCCAGUGAGUUUUCAAAAACCCAGGAUGUGUAUUUGAUUAGCUUUCUUUUCGUUGUAGUUCAAAGCUUUGCAGUUACAAGUUAAUAUUUUAUAGAAAUCAUUGCCAUCAAUCAUCUACCAACCGUUCUUCAUUUAAAUAGGUUAUUGAAGACCUAUUAUAAACAUAAACUACACGGAAUUUCCUACGUAUCUCUGUUCUUUGUAAACAUGUUGCUAGUCGAACAUUUUCAACGAAUAGCCUGUUAAAACCAUUAUCAUCGUUAUCCAUUUUAGCUUUCAUGGGGUCAGUUCUCGCUUUAUUAACAGUUUCAGAAUACAAUGGAUUCCAUAUGUAAGGUGUUUGUUAAUUGUUGCGCUCAGAGAAAUUGUGAUCGAUUUUAAUUCUAUGAAAUUAGCAGUUCACCACCUCAUAGUUAAUAAUCUGAUUCAUAGUCCUGUGUAUCUUAAGAAUGUACUAACUGGUUAUCACGUGUUAACUAUUUAUGGUUAUACAAAGAUCAAGUAAAAGUAAUACUUGAAAGCUCCAAAGUCCUGUUCUAGUCAGUUGAUGUUUUGAAAAACUAAACAAACUGAGAAAAUGUUGCGUGAGUGAAUAUGUAGUAAUAUAUGCAACCACCGUCAUAAUAAUGACUCGAUAACUUAUAGUCACGACACUUCUUACUAAAGAUGUCUAUUCGAUAUGGGACGACAUUCCGAAUUAUUUGGGAUUGGUAAUAGACGGCUGAUUAAGGCAGUUAAAUAUAAAUAGACGAAACAGCUAGAUUGACCAAUGUUCAUACGUUCAUACUAAAUUAAGUGUGCUAUUCCUUCUGGGGUACUGUCUGCAGUCGCUCACAAGAUUUCUGCAUUAUGUGUUCCAUUCAACUGAUUGUUCAACAGUGGUUCGCAUUGCCGCAAUUUGGUCGACACAUGAUCUCCUUUGCCAAAACCAGCUCGUUAAUCUCGAAGUUCGGUGUCUUCUAAAUCUUACAUUCUGUUCAGCAGCAAUCUGCCAAAACGGCCUGAUACUGAGAGUAGUGUGCAUAAUCCUUCUGUAAUUCUCACACCUAAUUCAGUGAACGACUAUUUUAUUGUUUAAUGCGCAAUCACACAAUAGUUUAGCAGAAUGUGAAAAUCAUACAUCAAGUGCAUUAUUUGCACAUCUUCGAAUUGUCUCUUACAAACUUCAUUGUUUCUUAUCUCUUCUCUUCAUUUCGAUCUUCUCAACCUUCGUCUUGCAGCCACUCCACUUCCGAUUGUUGUUACGUACUACUUAUACCUGCAAACAUACGUAUCAUACACCACACUAAGAUCCCCUUAUUUUGGUAUCUUGACGAGGAAUACUUUUCAAUUUUUUAUUACUCGUUCUUCCCCACAAAUCCUUUUCAAGAGAACGUAGAACAUAUUUACAGUUGCCCCUUCAUCUAACAUUAGUGCUUCAACUGGUAUGCUGUUUGGUUCUACUACUCUGCCAAUAAUUGUUUGUCUGACGGCUUUGCUAUUGUUAGCGGGGUAUCAUCCAUAGGGAGAUAUGCGUAUGUUUCUUCCAAGUUCAGUGAUUUUGGCGGCGCGGGUCCGUUUAUAGGAUUUUCAAUGUGCUCUACUCACCAGUCCCACUAUUCUUGACCCUCGGUAAUUGGUUUGUUUUUCUUUGUUCCUGACUGAUCGCUCUGGUCCAUAUUUUCCUGCAAGCCUGUUGGCGGUAUAACAUAGUUCUCUUAUUUAUUAACACCCUAAGGGCCCUAUAUGCAAACACCUCAGGCAGAGUGAGGGCAUACAACCACCUCUCUCCAUUGUUCCAUUCGAGCAGUGGGGGUUACACAGGGUUGCCCAACCUCACCAUUCCUCUUCAACUUUACCAAGUAGACGAAUCGAUAUUAGAUAUUGGAAACGCCGCGUUAUUUCGAGGGCGCGUCACAUUAGUCCACGUAUAUUGUUUCGUGCUGUUGCGGGACGAAAUGGUCUCUGUAUCACCAACAAAACAUGAAAUAGUUACAAUUUUAAAUAAGCUUAAGUCUUUGCCGUGCAACAAGCAAUGCUUUGACUGUGGUGCCACAAAUCCAACAUGGGCUAGUGUUACCUACGGUGUUUUUCUUUGUAUUGACUGUUCGGCAGUCCACCGUUCACUUGGAGUCCAUCUAAGUUUCAUUCGAUCGACUCAGCUAGAUACUAACUGGACUUGGGUCCAGUUGCGCGCAAUGCAAGUUGGUGGCAAUCAAAAUGCGCUUACUUUCUUCUCCCAAAAUAAUUGUCGUUCCCUGGAUGCUCAGGAAAAAUACCAAAGUCGUGCUUCCCAACUGUACCGUGCUAAGCUGGAAAAACUUGCUAUUGACGCUGUUAAAACCCAUGGUAACAAGUUGACUCUGGAACUUGACGAAGGAAAAUUCAAACGUGAUCAGGUGGCUGACUUUUUUGAGGAACAUACUGAAAGUGGUACGACUGACAUUAGAAAUGAUGAACCUGUGAUAGUAACAACAAAAAUGAAUCUGGAACAGUCAGUUGGGCCUACCGUUGAUAAUCUAUUCAAUUCUCCUGUAUCUGAACCUGGUCCUACAAAAAUACCUUCUGUAAUUGGAACUAGAAAACCGAAUACUACACGGGCUAGUAAAAAUUGUAUUUUAAAACAAAAGUAUGCGAUAUCAAUCAGUUUAUUUACCUGAAUCUCCCGGUUGCUGAUUGAAUGAAAUUAAAAAUCGGUCUGUAACAAAAAUAAAUCUGCCAUAUAUUACUUCUAUAUUCAGUCCUCUUGUUCUCACGAGUUUUACUAGCAGCUUAUUGUCAUCCACUUUAUUUAAUCACGUAACAUUAACUUUUUUAUUGUACGCCUUGAUUACCAAGGUGUUUGGUGUACAACUCAAUAAAUGGAUGGUAAUAAAGAUAAAUCGUAUUGAAUUCUACUACUAGCCAAAACUAAAUAGUGUAUUAUCAAGAAUCCAGUCUCACUAUUUGCCUACCAAAUUUUCUUUCUCCACAGUUCAAAAGAGCUAGAAUUUCUGUAACAUUUAUUUAUCCUCUCAUGUCCUCAAUAUAACAAACAUUUAUGCAUCAAUUUUUAAAUUUAUAAGUUCCGUCUCAUUAUACUGUUUGUAUAACAUUUUGCAGUCAUGUCUAUAUUACUCCGAAACAGUAACGUUGAUUCUUUAAAGUUGGUCCUUUGACAUUUAUCAGAUUCAUACUUGGGUAUUAUUUAUUUAAAGUGCACUCAGAAGACAGUACUUAAAUCUACAAACUUAGUUUAUUCUAAUAACUUGGAUAUAUUAUUAACUACUUGUUCCGUUGUCGGCUUGAUUCAGGAUGGUACUCGUCACAGAUUGACCUCAAUUAGGGUACCGCGAAACCAUAAGAUUUUGUAUUUGACCUCGAGUGGGAUCGUAAGUGAACACUGACGGGGUUCCAUACUUCAACAGACGAACCCCUGAUUUCUAAUAGUGCUUCAACUGAGGUUAAUCUAUAACGAUUAAUACCUUCAGACUAAACUGAUUUCCACAAGACCCACUUAAAAUAAUGGAUUUCCCAACACCCUCUUGCUUGAACUAGUCAUAUCUGGACUUUUGUAGGCUGGACCUUAGUCGUUUUACCCUACAUCUUUCCCUAUCGUUUCACUUCCGUUCUAUCCAUUCAUUUUAAUAAUUCUUCGAGUUGCCUAGUUAAAUCCUAGCCCAUAACAUUUGGUGCACCCUCCACAAAUUUUAAACAUUUCCCAGAUAUGGACUAGUGGUUGAAUAUGUUUACCAACUGCUAACCUUAAUCCAUCUGUUUCAAGCCAGUGAGUUUUCAAAAACCCAGGAUGUGUAUUUGAUUAGCUUUCUUUUCGUUGUAGUUCAAAGCUUUGCAGUUACAAGUUAAUAUUUUAUAGAAAUCAUUGCCAUCAAUCAUCUACCAACCGUUCUUCAUUUAAAUAGGUUAUUGAAGACCUAUUAUAAACAUAAACUACACGGAAUUUCCUACGUAUCUCUGUUCUUUGUAAACAUGUUUCUAGUCGAACAUUUUCAACGAAUAGCCUGUUAAAACCAUUAUCAUCGUUAUCCAUUUUAGCUUUCAUGGGGUCAGUUCUCGCUUUAUUAACAGUUUCAGAAUACAAUGGAUUCCAUAUGUAAGGUGUUUGUUAAUUGUUGCGCUCAGAGAAAUUGUGAUCGAUUUUAAUUCUAUGAAAUUAGCAGUUCACCACCUCAUAGUUAAUAAUCUGAUUCAUAGUCCUGUGUAUCUUAAGAAUGUACUAACUGGUUAUCACGUGUUAACUAUUUAUGGUUAUACAAAGAUCAAGUAAAAGUAAUACUUGAAAGCUCCAAAGUCCUGUUCUAGUCAGUUGAUGUUUUGAAAAACUAAACAAACUGAGAAAAUGUUGCGUGAGUGAAUAUGUAGUAAUAUAUGCAACCACCGUCAUAAUAAUGACUCGAUAACUUAUAGUCACGACACUUCUUACUAAAGAUGUCUAUUCGAUAUGGGACGACAUUCCGAAUUAUUUGGGAUUGGUAAUAGACGGCUGAUUAAGGCAGUUAAAUAUAAAUAGACGAAACAGCUAGAUUGACCAAUGUUCAUACGUUCAUACUAAAUUAAGUGUGCUAUUCCUUCUGGGGUACUGUCUGCAGUCGCUCACAAGAUUUCUGCAUUAUGUGUUCCAUUCAACUGAUUGUUCAACAGUGGUUCGCAUUGCCGCAAUUUGGUCGACACAUGAUCUCCUCUUGCCAAAACCAGCUCGUUAAUCUCGAAGUUCGGUGUCUUCUAAAUCUUACAUUCUGUUCAGCAGCAAUCUGCCAAAACGGCCUGAUACUGAGAGUAGUGUGCAUAAUCCUUCUGUAAUUCUCACACCUAAUUCAGUGAACGACUAUUUUAUUGUUUAAUGCGCAAUCACACAAUAGUUUAGCAGAAUGUGAAAAUCAUACAUCAAGUGCAUUAUUUGCACAUCUUCGAAUUGUCUCUUACAAACUUCAUUGUUUCUUAUCUCUUCUCUUCAUUUCGAUCUUCUCAACCUUCGUCUUGCAGCCACUCCACUUCCGAUUGUUGUUACGUACUACUUAUACCUGCAAACAUACGUAUCAUACACCACACUAAGAUCCCCUUAUUUUGGUAUCUUGACGAGGAAUACUUUUCAAUUUUUUAUUACUCGUUCUUCCCCCACAAAUCCUUUUCAAGAGAACGUAGAACAUAUUUACAGUUGCCCCUUCAUCUAACAUUAGUGCUUCAACUGGUAUGCUGUUUGGUUCUACUACUCUGCCAAUAAUUGUUUGUCUGACGGCUUUGCUAUUGUUAGCGGGGUAUCAUCCAUAGGGAGAUAUGCGUAUGUUUCUUCCAAGUUCAGUGAUUUUGGCGGCGCGGGUCCGUUUAUAGGAUUUUCAAUGUGCUCUACUCACCAGUCCCACUAUUCUUGACCCUCGGUAAUUGGUUUGUUUUUCUUUGUUCCUGACUGAUCGCUCUGGUCCAUAUUUUCCUGCAAGCCUGUUGGCGGUAUAACAUAGUUCUCUUAUUUAUUAACACCCUAAGGGCCCUAUAUGCAAACACCUCAGGCAGAGUGAGGGCAUACAACCACCUCUCUCCAUUGUUCCAUUCGAGCAGUGGGGGUUACACAGGGUUGCCCAACCUCACCAUUCCUCUUCAACUUUGUCAUCGAUGACAUUCUGGAAACAGCUCUGAUGGAUGUAAGUAAUGGUGGUGUGGAUCUGUUGCCUGGAGAGAGACUCCUUGACCUUGAGUAUGCGGAUGAUAUUUUGUUACUGUGCGAUAAUGCCCAAGCCAUGCAAUCUGCAUUUAAUCCGUUGGCAAUCAGUGUCCGUAGGUAUGGUAUGUGAUUUGCACCUUUGAAGACUGACAGGAUUCUAAUCCUGUACUAACCCUGGAUGGUGAGCAGAUAGAAGUAGUCGAGAAGUUCGUGUAUCUAGGUAGCUGCAUAAGUGCUGGUGGUGGCGUGAGUGAUGAGAUCAAUGCACGUACAGUGAAAACCAGAGCAGUUUAUGCCAAUCUGGGCCAUCUUUGGCGCCUUCGUGAUGUUAGUCUGACUGUAAAUGGUCGGAUAUACAAUAGCGUCGGUGAGAGCAGUUCUGCUCUAUGCUUGUGAAACCUGGCCCCUCGGAGUUGAGAAUGUUAUACGACUCUGUGUUUGAUCAUCGUUGUCUCUGAAGGAUUGCUGACAUCCAGUGGCAACACCAUGUUAGAAAUACAGAGGUUCGGCAUCGUAUGUUCGGGGACAGAGAUGAUUAUGCAAUUGGUGUCACCAUUUUGAAACAUCGACUUCGGUGGCUUGCAUAUGUUCUACGAAUGUCGUCCCAGAGAACUCCACGUCGCGCAUUAUUUGCCGACGCUGGGACUGGUUGGAAAAAGCGGAGAGGUGGUCAGUGUAUGACAUGGUGUCGUGGUAUGAAAGAAAGCUCCAAAGGGCUGGCUUCUGUUGGUCCUCCAUGACUCCCUGGCUGGGGUCCGAGAGAUGGUGCAGCACAGUGACUAGAGACGUUAUCAGAUAUGGCUCAGAAUAGAAGCCAGUGGCGAUCCUGCUGCAACCUUCCUUUACUUUUUUUCAUAAAAAAAUGGUUGUUUCUUUCUUAACUGAAAGAUUUUUUAUGAUUGUACCUUUCCGUUUCCCCCAUCAUUACUAUUAUUAUUUUUUUUAUUACUAUUACACUACCUUACACUAAUCUGUUCAUUAUUGUUCUUUUUCUCUCUCUUCGAAUUCUGAUUGUUUUGUGUGGCGCGUAUAUAUUUGGUGCCCUCUUGUACCAAUAUUUAUGUGUUCAAAUAAAUAAAAAUAAAUAAUUCCAAAACCCGAAUACUGUCUCCAUCAGUUCAAUUAAUGUUCUUGAUGUACUGCUCUCCUUUACUUCGAAUUAAUCACAACCUAUUAAACCGCACACAAUGGAGUUCGAAAUCAAUAUAGCAUUCCUGUUGUUGAGGGUUAUCAGCCUACCGGAGGGUAGCUGAAUUGGCGGUUGCAUUCCGCGACUUAUCACGUCUCCCAGUUCACGCAUGCUUGUAAGAUAUGGACAUAUAUGUGAAGAUAUGGUUGAUCUGAGCCAUGUUGAGGGAUGCAGACUUCCAGAUAGGGCCGAACAUAAUACCUAAAAUCAAUUAUUUAAGUGAUUGUAUGGAAUUCCACAUGGAUUUCCUGUAGACAGAUCUUUUUAAGGUACCGUCUUGCUUUCUUGUCAUUAUCACAUCAAGGAAGUGAAUAUUUUGUUUGUUUUCAACCUCUAAUGUGGAUUUUAUUGAGGGGUGGGAAUUAUUAGAUAUCUUCAUAUUUGUUUUCACAAACGAUAAAGAUAUCAUUUAUGUAUCUUUUAUACAAGUGAAGCUUUUCUGUAGUCGCUUCCAGUUGAUUGUUUUCUAAACUGGCCAUGAAACAAUCUGUAAGUAACAGACCCAGAGGGGAUCCCAUUGCCAUACCGUCCUUCUGUCUAUAAAUAUUAUUAUUAUUAUUCUCCAGCCGACCAAUGUUCACCAAUAAUCUGAAAGAUAAAUUAUCACAUCCGACCAACUCAAUGUGCGUUUACCAAUUUACCUGCUCUUGUAGAGCUAGGUAUAUAGGUCGUUCGAUGCGUACUUUAUCCAAAAGAAUUCAAGAACAUUAUCCGGCGUGGCUAAAAAGAGGAGACAACGGUUCAAUAAGAAGUUCUAUAAUCGAACACCUUGUGAACACAGGUCACUCAAUCAAGACAGACUCUGCCUUCAAAGUCAUCUACAAGGUGAGUAGAAGUCUUCCUAAGACAAUCAUACUGCAUCUUCUCUGCAUUGCCGAAGCAAUAACCAUACAUCUGGAAAAACCAGAAUUGUGUGUUACAACCUCUUCUUCUAUCAUGGUCUUAAUGUAUUAAAAUUUUCUCUUUCUCCAUACUCUUGUUCCUUUACAGCCAUCGGCUUCACCUUCCAUCUUACCUUUAGAUCUUCUACUCCCAACUGGUUUGUUUUUAUUUCGACGAUCAUUCCGAUUACAUUUCAUCUCUGUUUCAACAUUUUAUUUUAUCAUGCUGAGCCAUCCUUUCCCACUGAUAAUUUCCCUAUCUAUCUUUUGAUGAAUACUUAAGCCAAUAACAAUCAAAUGAUUAUUAAACUUUCCUUGUUUUAAAAAGUUUUUUUAUUUUUAUUUUUUAAUACCUUUGUUUAUUUAACCUCACUGUCACCAUGUAUAACAGAAGUUUAUUAUCAGUAUUAAUAUCAUCCUGUAAAAGUAGUUAUAUAUAUUUGCGAUUGUACAGCUCUGAAAAUGAAUUUGCCGAAAGGAGAACUCUUCGCUGAACUAAUCUUUCUUAUUUAGCAUAUUCACCAACAUAAACACGUUACUAUAUUUACAAUACACAAAAUGAAGAUGUAUCGUUUAACUCCAAUGCUUUUUGCGGUAAGAUUGUGUAAAGACUUUCUAAUAAUGAAGUUUAUAUGUCUGACCUCAAAUGCUCUGGCACGGCCGAGAGUGGGGAGAGUCCGUCCAGCCUCUCGGAAUGCUCUCACAUUGCCACGCGUAUAUAGCCUCUUCCAGGGAAGUCCUGCUCACUGCCUUCUCGUGGCGGGGGUGUUUACGAAAAUGAGAAGACGAAAAGCGAAUGUCCGGCGCUUUCACCGGGUUGGUGGACAUGGGUAGUCCAUCUAGGUGAGUUGGAAAACCUUGAUUCCAAACCAGUGAUGCACAUGGGCUCCAAGAUGCUGAAGGAAAAAAUGGCGUAUCGAUCAAUCGUUGGUCACCGGCUAUCAUGGGACUGCAUCUCCUUACGAUGCUCCACUGCCUUGUGGAUCAGACCUUUAGGUCAAAGGCUCGGGGUGUGGCCUCCUAGGAAAACCACCUGCUUCGGUUUAGGCACCCGAGAAGUAUCACAGCCCUCACACAAAUCAAAUGAGAUUUGUGCGGCGCAUAUGUAUUUGGUGCCUCCUUGUACCAAUAUCCAUAUGUUCAAAUAACAAUAAUUAUUAUUAUAUGUCUUUCACACAAAUUUUUUCAAUUGUAUUUCCUCAUAUUUCAUACGUUUCUGAACGGAUUAUAUCCCUUUUCUUCUGUAAAUUCAAAUGUUUCGUUCAGUCUAGUGCUAAAAAAGGUGGAUUGGGGGCAUCAAAGGUGAAAGCUGAUUUCUCUGCCAUCGUUUCGGCUGCCGAACGUGCUGAUAUUGAAAAAAAAUGUCAGAUUCGUUCAACUGACCAGGAUUUAGAAGAUAAGGAAAAACAUAAUGAAGAACGACUUGCGUCCAUUCGGUUAGCGUAUAAAGAUAUUACCGAUGGAUGUGAAAGGCAAGACACUGCCAACUUGAAGUCUACAGACUCUCAACGUGCCAAACAAGCUGAACGCCUUGGUAUGGGUAAAAUAGGUACAGGCAACAGGUAAGUAAGUUCGUAAGUUCUGAAUCGCUUUGCGAACUGCAAAUAUAUCAACUGAAUUAUAGCGUAUUUCUUUCUCUUUCCUCUACUUCCAGCUAAUAUAAAUUCCGGUCUCAGUAUUUUAUGGAAUUUGAUACAAGAUUAGUUUAACCGUUGUUACUUUUCAGUAGUUGAGAUCAUGAGUCAACUGAAGCUAGACCACCAUGGAAAACCUGGAAGCACUGAACGGCCGUUUCGUCCCAUUGCGGAACUCCUCAGUAGUGCUCAUCCACGAUCCCGCCUCGCGAGAUUAGAACCAUGAACCUAUCGGUCUCGUGCGCGAACACUCAACCUCUAGACCACCGAUCCGGCGUCGUGAGGCAGCAUCGUAGAUGCACGCUACUGAGAAGUCCCACAAUCGGACGGAACCGCUGUCCAAUGCUUCCAGGUUUUCCACGGUGGUCUAGCUUCAAUUGACCCAUUGUAGUGAACAAGAACACCAGUGGGAACAAUCGAAUAUAUUUGAGCACAAAAUUACAGAGAAUCUCAAUAAAAUCUGAGAACCAUAUAGUAAAUCGUUAACUUGCAAAAUAUCAAUCCAUCAUAUCAAACUUGACUGUUCCUGUCGCAAACAUCAAUCCAUUGUCUCAGAUAUCAUUGUUCAUGCGUUUUCAUACCAAUUGCGUUCCGUUCCCGUUCUUUCCUCAUCGACCUUCUACUGAAAUACAUUCUAUGCCCGACCACCGUUAUAUAUUACUUGUGUCGAUAUAAGUAACCCACACCACACCAUGAUAUCAACUACUGAGAUUACUAUAAUAUCCACAAAAAAUCCUUCUGAUACUAAUUAUCACUUUCUAAAUCAUUUAUCAACCUUGUUUUCUACUAUCAUUCACACUUAGUUAAUUACGCUGUUACCCCUCGUGUAGCAGCAUAGGCUACCCACCAGCAAUCUCGAUUCAACCAUGUACUUGGCAAUACUUUCCAGUUGCUAUUCAUCCUUUUCAUGCCUGCCUCCAAUUCCCGACGCACUGUGUCAUUCGGCCUUCCCCUUUUCCGUUUCCCUUCAGUAUUCUAAGUGUGUAUGUGUCCUAUUCAGUUCCAGCAUCUUGUCCUGAUUUCCUCUUCAUCUGAAACUGGUUCGUCCUCUCCCACAGUAGGCUGUUGCUGCUGGUAUCCGGCCAACAGAUAUUGAGUAUCUUGCGUAUACAAUUGUUUAUAAAUACUUGUAACUUCUUAAUGAUGGUUGUGGUAGUUCUCCAAGUUUCAGCUCCGUACAGUAAAACUCUCUUGACGUUCGUGUUGAAGAUUCUGACUUUGAUGUUGGUUGGCAAUUGUUUUGAGUUCCAUAUGUUCUUCAAUUGUAGGAGUGCGGUCCUUGCUUUGCCAAUCCUCGCAUUUACGUCUGUGUUGGAUCCUCCUUGUUCAUCAAUGAUACUUCCCAGGUACGUGAAGGAUUCUAUAUCUUUCAGAGCUUCUCCAUCAAGUGUGGUUGGGUUGGUGUUCUCUGUGUUGUAUUUGAGGAUCUUGCUGUUUCCCUUGUGUAUAUUGAGGCAUACUGCUUCAGAGGCUGUUGCUACACUAGUUGCCUUCAUCUGCGCUGGUUCGUGUGUAUGGGAUAAAAGGGCCAGGCUAUUUGCGAAGUCCAAAUUUUCUAAUUGAUCAUGAGCUGUUUAUUGUAUUCCGAGCUCUCCCUCAGAUGUGGAGGUCUUCAUAAUCCAGUCGACCACCGGAAGAAAGAGGAAGGGAGAGAGUAAGUAGUGUUGUCUGACACCGAUCUUUACUUAGAAUGCAUCUGUUAGCUAUCCUUCAUACACCACUUUGCAGUGUAUGAAUUCCAUGUGGUGUUGACGAUUUUCCCAGGUACACCAUAGCGUCGAAGAAGGUUCCAUAAGGUUCUCCUAUUCACUCUGUCAAAUACCUUCUCAUAGUCAAGGAAGUUAGUUUAUAGUAACGACUUUCAUUCCAUUGAUUGAUCAACAAUGACCUGUAGUGUCACGAUUUGGUCUGCUCAUGAUCGAUCUUUACGGAAUCCGGACUGUUGAUCUCGAAGCUGAGUGUUCACUGAAUCCCUCUUCCGGAUCAAAAUCACUGUUGAAAACUUUUCCCGGUACCGAUAGUUUUGUGAUGCAUCUGUAGGUCUCAAAUGCUGUAGUUUACCAAAUUGAUGAUAAACAUAUCAAGAUAAAUCAAAUGGUUUAAAUGAUUUUGGACAGUAUACAAGAGGCUUACGUUCUGUCCUUGAAUCUCGGUGAUUGGCUUUCCUUUGUCCUUGAUUGGUCUCUCUGUUUUACUAUAUUUCCCUGCUAGUUUCUUCAUCGUGUCAUAUUGUUGUUCCAUAUUUCCUCCUCCUGCAGCUUUAUCUGCCGUCGUUGUUAGCUCUUCCAUAUAUUUGUACUUGUCAGCUCUAAUGCUUCUCUUCACUUGCUUGUUUGGUUCUAUGUAUUCGGCGCGUACCUUGACUUUCUCUGCUCUUGUUCGGCUGUUGUUAAUUGUUUUAUUCUUGUUCUUACUUUCUUGAAUCUCAUUUAGGUUUCUGAUAGAGACCCAUUCCUUAUGAUGGUGCUUGUUGCUGCCCAGAACCUCCUGACAGGUUGAAGUUAGUGCUUCUUUAAGCCUUUUCCACUUAUCCUGCUUAGUAAUUUCUUGUUUGAGUAGAUUUUGUAAAGCUUGUAACCUGUUAAAAGUUAUCUUGAAUCGGUUGAGUUUUUCAGUAUUUCAAGGGAAGAUUGCAUUAAACCUUUGUAAUGCUGUUUCCCGAGUUGUCCAUUGCAUCUUUAGCUUCAAUUUCAUCUUGGCCACAGCCACGUGGUGAUCCGAAGCUAUGUCAACUCCUCUCCUGGUUCUCACGUCUUCGAUUGUCCGUCUGAAUUUUUCAUUGAUACCAGUAUGAUCUAUCUGGUUCUCCGUGGUGUGAUUCGGUGGGACCCAUGUAGCUCGGUGUAUAUGUUUGUGUGAGAAUAUUGUGCCGCCUAUAACCAAUUUUUCGAAUACACAUAGGUUUGAAAAUCUCUCGUUAUUCUCGUUCUUUUCUCCUAGUCCAUGUUGUCCCAUGAUAUCUUCACACCCGAUGUUGUCCAUUCCGACUUUUGCGUUUGGUUUCCCAUCAGGAUGGUAAGGUCCUAUCUUGGUCACUUCGCUAUGAUUGACUGCAGCCUCUCAUAGAACGGAUCUUUAUUGUCGUCUUCGCUAUCAUUGGUGGAUUCAUAACAUUGGAUAACACUCAUCGCGAUUUCCUCCUUCUCUAUUUUGAAGGAUGCUUUGAUGAUCCUGGAUCCGUGAGAUUCCCAUCCUAUGAGUGCAUUACGUGCUUCUUUGAACAGCAUCAGAGCAACUUCCUGAGUGUGUGGAGCAUUUCCCUCCUUGUGACCGGAGUACAGGAGCAUCUCUCCCGUAACUAGCCUUUGUUGUCCAGAUUGCGUCCAAUGGGUUUAGCUGAUUCCGAGUACUGCCAAGUUGUAUCUCAUUUCCGUUGCCAUUUUUCUGGUCCUCCCGGUCUUCCACAUUGUUUGGAUGUUCCAUGUACCUAUAGAAAAUAUUGUUCUGGUUGUUAAAAGGGGCAUCGAUCUCUUGACUUCGCAAGAAUCUCGGCUUUCAUUCUGAGACGUCUUAAUUUCUCCUUGAACUCGGAGGUCAGAGUUUAAUCUGGUUCGCGCUGUUUAGCAAGGUUUUGUUCUGCAGGAUAUGGUUGCUGACCCCAUGCCCAACCCCGUCCUUUACCUGGGCUUGGGACCUGCAGUAACUCUAGAAAAGCUACAAGCAGAGUUACAUGCAUUCGAAGCAUAGUGCUAAUAAAAGUCCUGAGACAUAUAUAUAUAUAUGCAAUGGUUUGUCUUUUAUUGAUAACUUAAGAAGAUAUGAGGUGCAUAUUUAUAUUUAAAAUUAUGUGUAUAGUGCUAUUCAUAUCAAGAAAAUUUUAGAAAUAGAUUAAAUCCUGAAUAAAAAAUAUAUAUAACUAUUUAAGAGUUGUUAAAGACUAUAUUCUACAUGGUUCAUUAACUAUUUUUUAAUUAUUUGCACAGAGUUACUGACAAUUCGAAUAAAUUUUCCUUGCGUUUAAAUGUACCAUAUGAUUUCAUUUAAGAAAAUUCAGACUAGGUAAUUUUGAAAUUAUUACGCAUUGUUUACUUUUCUUGUUUCUAAACGUCUUGACAACACUUAUGAUGUGGUUGUAUUUGAUCAUUUCACCGAUAGUUAAGUAGUUUCCGUCAAUGUCGCAACUGUACAUUAGUGUGUGAUAAUGAAAAUACUUCUUAAAUUAUCAAAACAACAAUUUGAUCCCUUCACUUGAACGAGUAUCCACUAAUCUAUAUAUCCAUUUUUUUGUAGAGAAAUAUCGCACUCAGCAUUUGCAAAUAUUCAAAAAAUAGAGCAAGAAAACUCGGCUCCCACCCACACUUCAUCGCUAAGUUCAAAUUUGGACCCUUUCUUCAUUUCAAGUUACAGUAAUAGAGACCGUGAUACACGCAAUUUUUUCGAUUCUGGAGAUGAUAAUUUAUUCGGUUUGUGACACUUUUGGUUUUUGCCAUUAGGUUUUUAUACUAUUCUGUGGUAAAUAUCAGAAGUUCAGUAAUGGUGAUUAAUUAAAAACUGUAUUUGAUAGUUUUAUACAAUUUUAGCGUUAUGUAAUACACAUAUAAAAGUAGCUGAAGUUUUGGCCAUAUAUACUUCCUAGACUAUUUGCAUUUACUGUUAUUAUGGUGCCCCUCAGACCAACUUAUAGCUAGUGGUUCUGAUUGUAGUGCAUUUUUUUAAAUGAACAAACUGUUACCUUCACAUUCUUAUUAUGUAAGUUUCUCUUUCCACUAAGGUUUGUUAAUAUUUGAUUUUCUCACGUAAUGCCGUGUUAUUUACUUCCUAAAGGAGGCUCUGCGACGUAUGGUAUGAAUGGCGGAUGGUCAAAAAAUAAAUCAAGGGACAAUGACUGGGAUGGGCAUUUUUCAGAUCCUUUUAAUCAAAAGCCAAACAGAACACGUGAUUUGUCUACUGUUGCUGAUGAAUUUCCAACUAAAUCACCCAGCAAACAGCCUACAUCUCUUUCGUCUAAACAAUCAGAAACUAAUCCAGAUCUAAGUGAAUUAAUGAAGAAGUUUGCCAAUGCGACUUCUAUAUCGUCGGAUGCGUUUUUUGACCGAAAUGAUGUUCUAUAUAUGUGCGAUAUCUAUUUAUUCACUUGUUUUUCACUUAUACUAGUCUGAAUCUGAUGGGCUCUCAAGAUUUCAUGGGAGUUCAUCUAUUUCGAGUGAUGAUUAUUUUGGUUAUCCUAAAGUGCGACAGUCUCAGGUAUCUAAUGAAUUACAAAAUAUCAAAGAUGGUGUCAAGCAAAGUGUAACUAAAGUUGCUGGACGGCUGUCAAAUUUGGCAACUGACGUAGUACACACUCUUCAAGAUCGAUUCGGUUAGUUGCUUCCAGCUUUUUUAAUGCUUUCAGUCAGCUUGUGGGCCUUUCAGUCAAUAUUCUGGUUUAGAUGCCAAUCUUCUCUUCGUUUUCGGCCACGAUCGGGGUUCAGGACAUUCCUUUUUUCCGGUUAUCUAUUAUUAAAGCUUUUGUUAUUUUUUGUUUUAUUCAUCUCUCCAGAGAUAAUAAGUUAGUUAAUCCUAGUUGACUGUAAGAGCCAUUUUGUUUGGUGGAUGAUAUAAAUUGAAGUUUUGUAAAACAUAUUUUUGGUUGUAAACACCAAGUAAACCAUAGUUUCUGGGGUGAUUGUUGUCUUGAAAUGCCUCCUAUUAUUGACGGAAAUUAUUAUAACGUGAUUGCUUUAUUCAUGUGAAUCGCUUUCCUUUUCGUACGUAUCGAAUAAUCUAUACACCAAUGUUUCUAGCAUGAUUAUCGCAACAUCUGUGGGUAGGAGAAACAUAAAGAAAUUGACGGAUUAAUAUUGAUAUAUUUGACCUUAUUAUUGACACUUUCAUAACACAUAUUGAUAUGAGUAAUGUUUCGUCCUGGUAUAUGACUCGAGUGCGUGUCUACAAUCCUACCAAGGAUCAAAUCUAGAAAAUAAAAAAUUCAGUAGCAUAUAUCAUUAGUUAAAGAUAUGUCCUCCAAUGGUAAUCUUGACAAACUGAGAAGUCUUUGUGUUUAAUAAAGAACGUUCGUGUGCAGAGCGGUGAAAAUUGUCCGGAAGAUUUUGUGAUGUUCUACGUUUCUUUCAGUCCUAUAGGACUGAUAUUUUGUUGAUCAUAAAUAUUGGCUAUCUACAUGCAAGUUCUAUGAAAUGUGUCAGAGGAACUACUCAUCUGUUGAGUAUACAAAUGUCAUUACUAAGCUCGUAUUGAUGAAUUAUUACUGUGCUGAAGGUCCUCACGAAACUGGAUGUAAUCCAAAAUAUUUAAUGGGGGAGAGGUAGCAACAUGAGCAUUGUCAACAUUUAGGGACAAAUGCUUAAAUGUAAAAACGAUGUUAUGGGUUUCACAGAUCAUGUGAUUCGUAACUAAUGUUAUUUCACUUGUAGGUAUCAUUACCAAGGUUUGACCUGAUAAUUUCGAAUAAAUUGAGUAUUAGGUACUUUGUUAUAAAUAAAUUAAUAUUUUUAGUGUCCCAAUGAGAAGAAAAAUUAGAUUUUCUGACAUUUCCUGACUCAGUGUAAGCCAAAUAUAUUAAUUUAUAAUAUUAUUGCACUGUUUGGCUGAUUAUGACUUCUUUUGAUCUUACGGUCUUAGGUCUUCCUUUUUUAUUGUGAAACUAGACUUACGGUUUUGUACAUAUGAUAGCUAAGCCGUUGCACCGAUAAUUUCUACCUUGGAUUAGACCAUAUAUCAUGAAUUAGAAAACACAUUUAAGGCGGUGGUAAAAAAAGUUACCUGUUUUCAGUUAACGAACUAACCCUAACCAUUCCUGUCAGAUAAUUCGAACGAUAUUUGGAGGAUUACAGCACUUUUACACCAUGAUAAUCGCUAAACACCAUCAUCGGGUACUACUAAUACAAGGUACAUGUUCUGACUGUUUUAUUCACGAAAUAGUGCUCCCAACUGAACUACAACUUUUGAUCCAAUUCGUUUCGUUAACGAACUCAUCAAAUAUGAUAGUUUAAAUAUAACCGUUUUGCUGCUAUUUAUUGUGAUUGAAUGAUAAUUUUUUUAAUAUUACUUGAUUAAAGGUACGUAUUGUAGCCUUGAAUUGUUCACUUGAAAACCUGGAAGUACUAGACGGCCGUUUCGUCCUAGUAUGAUCGCGCAAGAUCAUGGACCGACUCAAGCUAGACAAUAAUACCGCUGGAUGCGUGCUCAUUGUUCUAGAGGUUACGCGGGAUCGUGGAUCCGCUCUGCUGAUGAGUCCCAUACUUGGACGAGACGGCCGUCCAGGUUUUCAGUGGUGGUCUAACAUUGAUCGGUUCAUGAUCUCAAUGAAAAUAUAGCUCACAUUGUAAGCUCUAGCUUCACCUUGUAUACCCUUAAGUUCAUGGGAGUUUUAUUAUUUAUUUGAUUAGACACAUUCUCUUAAACCUGUAAAGAUAAUAGAAAGAACUAGCUUAACGCUGAAACAAUUCAUUACUUAUAAAUAAAUUAGUACAGCUUUAUUUAGAACGGAUUGAGUGAUUUUUCAAUAGAAUGUUAUCUUUCUACUUAUUGGGCUUGCAUAAAUAUUGCUUCUUCUUUUAUGAUUGGUACAGUUUUUCAAAUGGUAACCAGAAUUUUCGGCAUAAAGCUGUCAUUGAUACAAAGGUAUCGUUUUUAGAAUUCUUAUUUGUAAAUAAAAGAAUUUCUUUCGAUCGGCCAUGUAAGCUCUGAAACGAAAGAGAAACACGUCGACUUUUAUAAUUGUAUACUAACGAUCAUUGACUACAUAAAACUACCUGACAAGUUUGGGAGCUUUGAUGUGAAUGGUUUCCUUUUGUAAUAUUUCGUCCAGUCAUACUCUGUCAAUGUUGUUGACAUGGAAAUCUAGGUCUUAUUGUUAGCUGAAUGAAAAGCCUCUAAUCCCUCAAAUAAUAUCGUAGAAUAUGCUUCGGGAAAUUCGCCUAAUAUAUAUGAUCUUCGAAGUAUAUUAUCUUGAAGUAGUUUUAUCAUAAAAUAUAUUUCAUCUUGUAUUAAUACGUCGCUUUAAAAUUAUCUUCUGAACCUUUUGGGAACAAGAAUGACUAACUGAUAUUCCUGAGGAGUUUUGCUUCAUUUUUUCCUUGGUGAUGUGUGCUUCCAUUCAUCUGCACCGUUUCUCAUAUAGUUCUACUUCCGUAAAGUCUUAUUACAAUUGAUAGACUUAAGCGUUACUUUCAAAUCUUUUACUAAACACAGAAAACCGGGAUAUGUUAGUGUAACCGACUACACAUUCGUUAUUAGAUCAAAUAUCUCACCAGAUAAGGACUAAAUGGGAAAUAUUGAUGGUGAUGGUUAUAAACUGAACCACUUCUCUCAAAAGUCGGUUCCAGAUUAUCUGCAGAUGUCUCUACGUGAACUGCUAAUAAACGUAUACACUUUGCACGAGUUGUAUAGAAUUAGGCUUUUGUGUGUCCAGCUAAGAAAAAUACUUGCAACAUAUGGGAAAAUUCUUUUUAAUAACUAUUUGAGGAAAUUACCACAUACGAUAAUGUUGCAAGAUAAAUGAACGUUAACUGCUAUUACGAAAAUAAAGCAUUUCUCAUUAAUUUUGUAUCAGAAUAAGAAUGGUAAGGUUGUUAUUUGGAUUGAUGUCAGGAUUGAUUAUCAUAAAAUCACACUUCCUACAACGUAGCAUAAAAAUUUACAUUUACCCGAUUGUGAUGAGGUUUCAUAUGGAAUGUCAUAGAGUUUCAUGUAUUCUUUUAAUGGUAUUAUGCCUUCGUAACAAGAUAUGUCCGCAAAAUAUCCAACUGCAACUAAAUAUAAAAUUCACUCGUUAUAAUCUCUUUAAAGCUGUAAGUAACCACAAAUAUUUAAGAGAUGGAGAAUCGAAAACUCGCUUAAUUUCGUAACAAGAAAUUAUAGUAUCAUGAGUCAAGUAGAUAAUGUUGAUUUGGUCGGUAAAGUGAUCCUUAUAAUCGAAUUGAUGCAGUUUUAUAUGUCGUAUAAACAUCAAUUAAAAUUAACCAGAAGAAAAUAACUGAACAUACUGAUAGUGUUUCCUAGAAAGGAAGGAAAUCAUUUUCCAGCUGCGGUACACUCACGAACUUUAUACUUCCACCGCUCCUAAAAUCUGUAAACGACAACCUCUUUUCAUGUGCAAAUUGUUUUUCAAUAAAUGUCUUCAACCGAUCCAAUACUAAACUUCUAACUCAAUUAUAUUAGGCGCUUGUUGCAACAUUAUGCACAGCGUUUAGAAGUUUAAAUUAGUUUAUUUGGUUGCGUCAAUUUGGCUUCCUACAAUACGUUUGUUUAUUUGUAAUGAAUGAAUGGCUCUUAAUAUGUUCAUUUUACUUCUUUAAGGGGGAAAAUGUGGCCAUGUACAAUUAGAUGCCUUUCCUUUUAUCCCACAGCACUCUCGAAGCUUUGGCAAAACUAGCUUUGACCUGAUUCACCAAAGUUUGUUUGAGCAGUAUAAUCCAUAGGAUAUGAAAUGCGUAUUGUAAAAUCGAAUUAACUGCAAGUACAAUUGACAAUAUGUAUAUAUGUACACACUUUUGGAGUAAUUUUCAUGCUCCAGUGAUGAACAAACUACUGACCUUGAUAUGCGACUUUUGCACAUAAAUUGUUUCAAAAUAACCAACUUACCUUGUUGUGGAAUCAGCUCUGGGCGUACUUGACGAAUAUUAUUCAAUAUUCCAGUUAACUUCCGCUAAAAAUGUAAAAACUACGUGUUUUAAUUUUUUAGGAGUCGCAAAUGUCAUUAACAACGAUACCAUUCAUACUACUCAUAUAACCAAGAGUUUAGUGUUUGAUUUAGUUUAACCGACAAAUUUUAAAAUAUAACGUACUUCUCUUGCGACUACUUACGUUUACUUUAAACGUAACUAAAAAUACAGUCCUAUCACACUUCUAGGUUUACGCCAAUUAAUUUUUGUCUGGUUUAUAUUUGUGGUACUUCAUAUAGAGAUAUCUUAUUUUUCUUUUUGUAAAGGCUUAUCUACAUCUAACUAUCUUUACUUAGGUCUCUGAAACCAACACAAAACUUUCCUGCAUAGUUAAGCUCAAGUAUUUUAAAAUACCAAUGUGGGGUUGUGUCUUUAAGGACUCUUGAGUUCAGGUGGAACUAUGGCUUAGUGAUUGAACCACUGAGCUCCCAACCAGUAAGUGGUAGGUUCGAGCCCAAACCCACUUAAUUCAUUUUAGGUAGUUGAAUAGCAACAGCGCACACAAACAGUAUAGCACAUAUUCGAGUACACAAGCGUGUACUUGGCAGAUAGGCCACAACGGACCAGCUUCUUAUUUUUCAGUAAUCCGAGUGCCUUAAUCUAACAGAUAUUAUGAUGAAGUUUUAUCAUCUUGACAGUAAGUAAAAAUCAAUAGCAUUUCAUUCAUAUAAAGUUACGACGCUAAGUAAAGUUAGUCAUUUAGCAUCAUCCUGCAGCAAACAUAUAUGGUUUCACAACUCAUCCAUACUACGUAGAUAUUUUAUUUCGUAAACCCAACAAAAGAUUAGGACAGAGAAAUUAAUGAAUUUGCCACUGUAAAGAUACUGAUAGUUCCGUUUUAUACAUUUUGUGUGGACUCAAUAUACUCUUCAUGCCGUUAAUUGCAUUACGUUGAAAAAAUCUGGUUCAUUAUCACAUGUAAUCGAAAUCAAAAUAUAUGAACUGCUACCCCAUCAUCUAUUCAAGUUUGGAAAGGUACUGGGUUCGAGUCUUGGAGUGAACAUCAACUCGGAUGCAGGUAGAUUCAGCUGACGAGUUCUAAAUGAGACGAGACACGUGUCCUCAACUCCAGUACUAGCCAAUAUCCAUCUCUGCUUACAAUGCUUAUGGCGAUAUCGAGGCAAUCCGCACAGGAUGCACAUGUAACAAUAAGACUUAUUAAUUGCAGUUCUAAACAUCAGUGGGAACAUCCGAACAACCAAUACACAAAUGAACUACUACUUUUAAUAUUACUUACAUUGGUACAUACCUUGAAAUGACCAACAAUCUGACUCUUAGUUUU